AAGAAAAGAUGGCAGAAGUAUUUCUCUCCGCUCUUGUUCAGACAAUGAUGGGGAACUUGAAUUCUCUACUUCUGCAACAGUUUGAAACGGCAUGGGGUGUCAAGAAAGAGUUGGGGAAGCUGGAGAGCACGUUGUCGACGAUCCAAGCGGUACUUCGAGACACGGACAAGCAGCAAGUGCAGAGCGAGGUGCUGAGGGAUUGGCUAAGGAAGCUUAAGGGUGUGGCCUAUGAUGCAGAUGAUUUGAUAGAUGAGUUUGUAACCGAAGUUUUUCGGCAGAAAGUGAGGACUCAGUCUGAUACAAUGAAUAGGGUGCGCAACUUCUUUUCUUUUCCGAACUCACUUGUAUUUCGCCUGAGGAUGGGGAGUAGGAUAAAGGAGAUUGGGGAGAGAUUAUAUGAGAUUGCAGAGGAUAGGAAGUUCCAUUUGAGUGACAGAGUUGUAGAUCUUCCAUUCAAUAUUGAAAAGAGACUGCAAACAGACUCUUUGAUUGAGUCGGAAGUUUUUGGCAGAGAUGAAGAUAAGAAGAAAAUCGUAGAGUCGUUGAUUGAUUUUAGUACUCAAGAAGAUAUCUCGAUCAUCCCCAUAGUCGGUAUGGGGGGCCUUGGGAAGACCACACUUGCUCAAUUCGCUUACAAUGAUGAGAGGGUAACCAAGCAUUUUGAGCUAAGAAUAUGGGUUUGUGUGUCGGACAAUUUCGAUGUGAUGAGGGUAAUAAAAUUAAUCAUUGAAUCAGCAAAUGAUAGCAAAUGUGAUCUCGAAGGCAUGGAUUCACUGCAGCAUAGCCUCCAAGAAAAGCUAAGUGGGAAGAAGUUUUUACUCGUGUUGGAUGAUGUGUGGGAGGAAACUCCUGAGAAGUGGAAUUCACUGAAAAAAUCUGUCAGAGGUGCCAAGGGUAGUAAAAUCAUAGUUACUACCCGUAGUGAAAAAGUUGCUUCAAUCAUGGGCACUCUCCCUUCACACCAUUUGCAAACAUUAUCAGAUGAUGAUUGUUGGUCUCUGUUCAGGCAACGGGCGUUUGGGCAUGAAAGACAAGAACGUCUGAACCUUGUAAUACUCGGAAAGGAAAUUGUGAAGAAGUGCAAGGGUGUUCCUUUGGCGGCGAAGUCACUCGGAAGCUUGAUGUACCAUAAAACAGAGGAAAGCCAGUGGUUGUUUGUCAAAGAAAGUGAGAUUUGGAAUCUACCUGGAGAAGAGAAUCACAUUUUACCUGCCCUAAGGUUGAGUUAUUAUCAUCUGCCAUCACAUUUGAAGCAAUGCUUUGCAUACUGCUCAUUAUUUCCAAAAGAUUAUAGAAUCGAAAAGGAGAAACUGAUCCAACUUUGGAUGGCCGAAGGUUUCAUUCAAUCAUCAGUCAGAAGUAACCACAUGGAAAACAUCGGUGGAGAGUAUUUCAAUAAUCUAUUAUGGGGGUCCUUCUUUCAGGAUGUUGAGAAAGAUGACAAUGGGAACAUAGUAUGGUGCAAGAUGCAUGACCUAAUGCAUGAUCUUGCAUGUUUUGUUGCAGGGACUGAAUGCUCGACUCUGCAGGUUGAGAAUGCAAAGAGCAUCCAUAACAUAUCUCACCGUUUGUCCUUGGAGUGUGGGUAUAGCAGGAAGGUCCGAACAUUCCCCAAGGCCUUAAGGAAAGUAAACCAUUUGCGAACACUGCUUCUGCUUGAAGGAAGAAGUUUCAGCAUUCCUCGUGAUCAUUUUGUACAUUUUAUGUGCUUACGCGUGUUAGAUUUAAGCAGAUCCAGUGUUACUAAGGAGUUGUUGGUUUCAAUCGGCAAGUUGAAACACUUAAGAUACCUCGACCUGUCUGAUACUGAUAUAAAAUCCCUUCCUGAAUCCAUCAGCACCCUUCAUCAUCUGCAAACCUUGAGACUAUUGGGGUUGUAUGAACUUGCAGAGUUACCCAGGGACAUGAGCAAUAUGACUAGCUUAAGACAUCUUGAAAUCACUGACUAUGAUAUCUUGACCCAUAUGCCAGCUAAUAUGGGAGAAUUAAAGUUCCUUCAGACCUUGCCAAUAUUCAUCAUUGGUCAGGAUAGAGGAUGUGGUAUAAAAGAGCUGCAAGACCUAAACCUUCGAGGAAGCUUGAUUAUUCGAAACCUCGAGAACGUGAUGAGUAGAGCAGAUGCACAGGAAGCAAACUUGAAGGAGAAGCCAAACCUUCAUAAGUUAUGCUUUUCAUGGGGUUCAUGGGGUCAGGAUAUUGAUCUUAAGUUGGCAGGAAAUGUUGAGGAAACCUUUGAAGGUCUCCGACCACAUUCGAAUCUCAAAAGGUUGGAGGUCGAAGGGUACGUGGGUGUCAGAUUUCCGCAUUGGAUGACUUCUUUGAAUCUGGUUGAAAUCUCACUGAUCAAUUGCAGAAGAUGCGAACAGCUCCCCCAGCUUGGCCAAUUACCAUUGCUUAAGGUUCUUGUGAUACAGGGAAUGCAUGCUGUGAAAUCUAUUGGCAACCAUUUCUAUGGUGACAAUGUUGCAGAGGGAUUCCCGUCACUGGAAGAACUCAGGUUGGAAGAUAUGCCUAAUUUAGAGGAGUGGUCAGGAUUCAACGGAAGAGAAGUACUCCCCUGCCUUAAUGAACUAUCUGUCGUCAGAUGCCCAAAGUUAACAACACUUCCAUGCCUUCAGUCUCUGAAAAUAUUGACAUUGAAAAAUAGUAAUGAGAUGUUGUCAGGUUCAGUGGCAAACCUAACCUCGCUUUCCUACUUGUGGAUUGAAGAUUUCAAGGAGCUAAGGUCGUUGUCGGGGGAGCUUGGAAACCUUGCUGCUCUAGAGUCUCUGUCUGUUGAUGGUUGUGGUGGGCUGGUAUCAUUGCCGGAGGAGUUACAAAACCUCACCUCUCUUCAGAAGCUACAUAUUUCGGAGUGCAAUGGUCUAACGUCGUUGAGACUACAAGGCUUGAGCUCUCUUAAACGUCUUACCAUUGUGUCUUGUAAAAGCCUAACGAGUUUGAUGGGGGGCCUGCAACACCUCACUGCCUUACAAUCCUUGGAAAUUACGGGAUGUCCGGAGCUGGCUUCUUUACCAGAGGAUAUGCAACACCUAAUGUCCCUUCGAUAUCUUAACAUCUGGGAGUGUGAUAAGUUGACAUGUUUGCCGGAAGGGCUAAAACAUGUCACAACACUGAAAGAGCUAAGUAUCGGGGGUUUGAAAAGUCUAACGGCUCUGCCGGAGUGGAUAGGAAACCUCUCCUCGCUUCAAUAUUUGGAGAUAAUCGAAUGUGAUAAAUUGGGGUGUUUGCCAUCCGGGUUGCAACUCCUAACAAAUCUCAUCCGUCUAAUAAUCUAUAGAUGUCCCCAAUUAGGGAAGCGAUGCGAGAAGGAGAAAGGCGAGGAUUGGCACUACAUAGCACACAUCCCAUAUAUCUACACUGGAUAUACCAAAUCCAGAUCCGAAUCCGAAUCACCGAGAGGAGCUCAAGGGUGUGGUCGUCUGUUGAGGUUGAAGAGGAGAUAG
This is a messenger RNA of Magnolia sinica, 3446 nucleotides long. Its product is annotated as putative disease resistance protein RGA4. NCBI's taxonomy places the organism in Eukaryota, Viridiplantae, Streptophyta, Magnoliopsida, Magnoliales, Magnoliaceae. Gene Ontology annotation, biological process: defense response to other organism. The coding region runs from base 9 to 3446 and encodes 1145 amino acids. The record is from RefSeq and is a predicted model, not a curated record. Gene Ontology annotation, molecular function: protein binding; ADP binding. The transcript has a single exon.